Molecule: messenger RNA, 655 nt
Organism: Guillardia theta CCMP2712
Lineage: Eukaryota; Cryptophyceae; Pyrenomonadales; Geminigeraceae
Exons: 1
Coding region: 150-548 (132 amino acids)
Source: RefSeq, a predicted model, not a curated record
GUCGCUCUGCCGCCCUCCAAGCGGCUCCCACGCAUAGCCCCCCUCCCCCCCCACAAGCCCCCUCAGCUCUCUCCCGGUCCGUCUUGACCUCUCCCCGCGGGUCUCCCCUCCUCCCAGUCCUUCUGCAGCUGACGGAAGUACUUCUGCGCAUGCGAUCGCACCUGCGACUCCGUGCGAGUCUUGACGUACUCGGCGAUCUUCCGCGCGACCCCGGGCCCCAGCACCGCUCCUCGUCCUCCGUCGCUGGUCUCGCUCGUACUCGUCGUCGACUGGUAGGCGCGCAGGGCCUUGACAAAGCGAGCAUGCUCGAGAGGCGUCCAGCGGUUACGAGGGUCGCGUUGCCGCUCUUCAGCCUGGCUCGAGCUGGGCACGGCGGGGGCGGCGGGGGCUCCGGAGCUGGGCGACGGGUCUUGAGGAGGGGCAGGAGGAGGAGCCUCGUCGUAGGCGAGGACGAAGGCGACGAGCGAGUAGUUCCAUGGCUCGUCGGAGGGCGCAGGCAGCUCUGGGUCCAGGGAGAGAGAAGUGAGGGAAGACAGAGGAUAAGCUGAUCAGAAGGGGAGGAGCUGUCGACGCGCGCUAAGAGGCGGUAGAGAGGAAGUUGAGGACAGGGAUGGGAGGGAUGUACGGCCAGAGGAGGAGCAGGAUUGAAGGGAUG